This is a messenger RNA of Haemonchus placei, 426 nucleotides long. Lineage: Eukaryota; Metazoa; Nematoda; Chromadorea; Rhabditida; Trichostrongylidae. The record is from the annotation of a GenBank genome assembly.
AUGGAAGAGCAAACGUUCCCCUCCGCUUGCGCUGAACUUACGCAAUGGUGCAGCGAUCAGCGAGCUUUCUCCUCGUACUUUGAAGACAACCUCUUAGCCGCUCUACAGGUCGCUGUCGAGAAUGGGACCAAGGACGGUUUCGACUUUGUGCUCGCUCACCAACUUAUAUCGGCAUGCUUCACACAUCGGAAAUUGCUUAGCAAAAGUAGUGCCAAUAGAAUCAAUCGGUGGUACGAGCAAUUUCGACGUUUGAAGAAGAGUGGUGGAAAGAGAAAGCGAAAAACUGAAUCAUCACAAAUAACUGCGGGACCGCUUCCUGUUGACCCUCGAAUGGAAACGGUCACCGUAACCGACAGGUAUCCCAUACUUGAAUGCUUUAUCCGUUGUUAUGAGCUGUGGAAGCUUCCACGGCUGCCUUUCCGCUAA